Messenger RNA from Xenia sp. Carnegie-2017, 2046 nucleotides. RefSeq names its product TNF receptor-associated factor 4-like. Gene Ontology annotation, cellular component: plasma membrane signaling receptor complex. Lineage: Eukaryota; Metazoa; Cnidaria; Anthozoa; Malacalcyonacea; Xeniidae. Gene Ontology annotation, biological process: regulation of canonical NF-kappaB signal transduction; regulation of apoptotic process; tumor necrosis factor-mediated signaling pathway. Gene Ontology annotation, molecular function: zinc ion binding; protein binding. The record is from RefSeq and is a predicted model, not a curated record.
GGCGAAAGUAAUUAGUUAAUAGUUCUUAAAAGAACUGUUUUAAGCACAGGAUACUAACCCAAUAGUUCUAAAAUAACUGUUUUGAAACUAAAUGACAGUUCUUUUACAACUCUUGGAUUAGUGUUCUGUGCUUAAAACAGUUCUUUUAAGAACUUUUUACUUAUUCCAUUUGCCAUACACCAUGGCAUUUGCGAUCUUUAAAAUGAUUUUCAAAUAAUAUUGAUUUCAAUGCAAGCGUAAAAUUCGUUUUUUAACUUUAAAAGUAUCCACCUCGAAGAAUGCAGCAAACACAAGAAUAUCAUUAGAUUCAUUAAGUCUAGCUGACCUAAUCGUCUCAAAUGAUUACAAAGCUUGGACAAGUAAUUAUUAGGACAUUGUAGGAUCAGCUUUCAUGAACCAAUUUCAUGAAACGCUUUCCUAUUGGUUGAAGAUGUAGAUCGUCCAGGUUACUGACGUUUCGACAACCUUAUCGGUAGUUAUCUUGACAAUUUUUGUUUGAGGCGUGCAGUGGGAUUAAGAUUCGUCUCCCUUAAUCUAAAAGUAUUUUAAUCAAACCAGAACGGUGAAUAAAUGCUUUGCUUCAGAACCGAUUAUGUCAUAACCAUACUUAUAAACCAUCUAAAAUUCUAAAUAAUUCUUAUAAACAUACUUCACUUCUAUCCAUUGAGUUCUGUGACAGACCUACACCGUAACACGUGAUCUUACAAAUUUUUUGAUAUAAAUAAUUAAUUGCACUAAUAUGGCGACUGACAGAGGUAAUUCUGUGCAUCACACAAAUUCACCGUUCGGUACUAAUCUUUCUUCGUCUUCAAGACCUUUAAUUGGUGGUUAUGAUGUAGAAUUUGUUUCUGUUAUUCCUCCUGAUUACAUAUGUCCUAUUUGUCAACUUGUAUGUCGGGAUCCUGUGCAAACAGCAGAAUGUGGACAUCGCUUCUGCGAGAGUUGCUUGGAGCCUAUAUUGAGAAAAAACAAUCCAUUUUGCCCUCUAGAUCGGCGAGCAUUGACGAGAGAAAAGGUGUAUGCUGAUCGAGCAUGCAGAAGGACAAUUAACUCGCUUAAAGUGAGAUGCCAAAACUAUGGUGAUGAAUGUGAAUGGUCUGGAGAACUUUCUAAUCUUCCUAAUCAUCUUGAUAGUUGCAAACACUCUCCUAUAACAUGUGUUAAUAAAUGUGGAAGAACAGAUAUCCCAAGAGAUCAGAUGAGUAGUCAUAUUGACGUUGAUGGUGACUGCCCACUGGCAAUAGUACCAUGUAAAUAUUUUGAUAUAGGAUGCAAGUUUAAGACAAGACGUAAUGAAAUAGAUCAACAUUUAACAGAUGCAGUUCAGACACAUUUAGAUUUGGCUCAUUUACGUAUUCGUGAACUGGAAACUAGACAAGAACAAGUUUGUAUUGCCGGACGUUUUCUGUGGAAAAUCUCGAACUAUACUCAACUUUGUCAGCAAUCUGCUACAAGAAAGGAAAAAGAGAAGCUUUGUAGUCCGCCAUUUUAUACAGGCGAGUAUGGUUAUAAACUACGUGCAGAAGCAUUUCUUAAUGGACUCGGUCAAGGAAAGGGAACACAUCUUUCUCUGUAUGUUGUCAUAUAAGGAGAUCACGACGCUAUAUUAUUAUGGCCUUUUAAGCAAAAAGUAGAUUUUGUGCUAGUUGAUCAAGACAAUGAAAUCAACAAUCGACAGAAUAAGGUCUGGAGACUACAAUGUGAUCGGAAUAGUGAUUACUUUCAGAGACCAAACAAAACAAAGAGUCUUGGAUUUGGUUGUCCGAAAUUUGUUUCACUUGAAGCUUUAGCAAGUCGUAACUAUAUCCGAGAUAAUACAAUAUUUAUAAGGAUUGACGUAGAACCGUUUGAUCCAUUUUCAAAAUGAACUUUGAAGGUAACAUGAGGUUUGUGGUAAAGUCUCAUAAGUUUUUCUAACAAUACACUUUCAAUUGUGGCUAACUUAAAUAGCUUUCAAAGGACGGGAGAACCACGUCAGAGUAAAGGUUUAAGUAUGUAUUGUGAGGAUAUACAGUACAUAUCUCGUAAUAAAUCCUGUAUGAUCCA